GUUAUUAUUUACGACAAUAUGUAUAUUGCGUGAAAUUUUUAACCCUUGCAUUCUACUCAAAAUAUUUUACGAUAUCUUAUUGUGAUAUUGUUAUUAAAAAUAUACAUUACAUAUGACGUAUAUGGUACACAAUGAGCAAGUGAAAGAUAUGAUUUAAAUUUACAAUUAUAUCCGAUGUGAAAUAUUUUAUCGCCAUACUUUUCGCUAUAACUGACAAGUUUUAUAAACGCUGCUAUAAAAAUGAAACAAAAUACUUGAAACAUCUGUACGUGCGGUAAUAUAAUUGUAUAAUCGGUACGAACUGCCGCAAAAUUGAUGUGACAAGAAAUCAAUUAUCAUAAGUACUUGGCAUUUUUUUAAUUAAUGUCGCAAUAUACACAAGGUAUCACAAAAGAACGUUAAUGAAAUCACUUCUGACCAUUUUCUGUUUGUUCCCACUGCGUUCUCCGUCGAGAUCUCCAACGCUGUAGUUUCGAGAACAACAAUUAUCGAUCAGCCAUGCAGAAGUCUCUCUUCGGAAGUAUUUCACUUUGUUCGUUCAUGGAAGCUUCGCUCUAAAGAUUCGCGCAGGCGCUCAUACAAAUAUAGCUCCAGCCGAAGCACUACCGCAUCGCCAGUGCAUCGUGCGCCUUCGCGAAGCGAUCAUGACGGCUUCUGAGCGCGUGUUAAGCAACACGGGAAUCACGUGCAAGAGCAACAAUGAUUACAGUCUCCAACUUACUCGUUGGUUCCUUAUGCCGAUCGGCAUUUGGCCGCGCACGACCACGACGACGAGGAUGGCUAGACUUUCGUCGCAUGCGCAUAUUCUCACCUGCUCCAGCUUGAUAGCGAUCAUUGCAGUGCCGUGUUUAUUGUACGUGUCGUUGGAAGAGAAGGAUGUUCAAGUAAAGAUUAGCAUCUUCGGCCCGCUGAGCCACUGGUUCAUGGGCAUGAUCAAUUAUUGGCUGUUAGUCGCACACGGUGACGACAUCCAGGAAUGCGUGCGGCACAUGGAGGCGGACUGGCGACUUGUGCAGAAGAUCGAGGAUCAAGAAGUGAUGCUGCGACACGCCAGGAUCGGUCGCUUCGUCUCUGGAUUUUGCGCGGUGUUCAUGCAGAGCGGCACUUUUCUCUUCAGCAUAGCCAAGUCGCUCACCACCACGAUCGUCGUCGUCGGCAACGAGACUGUGUCGAUGCAUCCGAUGACCUGUCCGAUUUACAAUAAGUUCAUCGACGUGAGAUUUAGUCCAGCGAAUGAGAUCAUGAUAGUAGUCCAGUUGCUAUCGUGCUUCGUAGUGAAUUCAGUCACGGUAGGAGCCUGCAGCCUCGACGCGGUCUUCGCUAUGCACGCGUGCGGCCAGCUGAACAUGCUGUUUUCGUGGUUAAACGGACUCGUCGUGGAUAGAAAUGAGGGGGGAUCAGCCGAUCAAAGGCUGGCUCUUAUCGUGGAACAUCAUUUGAGGGUAUUGAGUUUUAUAUCGCGUAUGGAGAAUGUCAUGCAACAUGUCUGUCUUGUAGAAUUGUUGGGGUGUACGAUGAAUAUGUGUUUACUUGCAUAUUAUUUUAUUACGAAUUGGAAUACAUUUGACGCACCGAAAACAAUGUCAUACGUCAUUAUUUAUCUAUCUAUGGCUUUUAAUAUUUUUAUAUUCUGUUACAUCGGCGAAAUUCUCACGGAACAGUGCAGAAGUGUUGGCGAAAAGGCAUAUAUGAUUAACUGGUACGAAUUACCACACAAGACUGCUUUCGGACUUGUUUUGAUAAUAUUACGAUCGAGUAACGUUAUCAAGAUGACUGCUGGAAAAUUAUUUCAAUUAUCAAUCGCAACUUUCGGUGAUGUAAUUAAGACGUCCAUGGUAUAUUUGAAUAUGUUGCGAACGAUGACACCCUCCAUUUGUGUGUGAAUAUAUUGUAGCUUUAGCAAAGAAAUUUAAUAUGGCUUAAUACUUAAUUCCAUAUUUUAUAUGGAAUUAAGAUGUGUGGUACCAUCUACCAAGUAGAAAACAGUAUUUAAUAAACAAUAGAAACAAGUGAUUACAAUAUAGCUUUUAGAGCCGAAUUAUUCACGA
Harpegnathos saltator (Jerdon's jumping ant) is the source of this 2048-nucleotide messenger RNA. RefSeq names its product odorant receptor 4. The coding region runs from base 645 to 1883 and encodes 412 amino acids. Gene Ontology annotation, biological process: detection of chemical stimulus involved in sensory perception of smell; sensory perception of smell. The transcript has 5 exons. The record is from RefSeq and is a predicted model, not a curated record. Gene Ontology annotation, cellular component: plasma membrane. NCBI's taxonomy places the organism in Eukaryota, Metazoa, Arthropoda, Insecta, Hymenoptera, Formicidae. Gene Ontology annotation, molecular function: odorant binding; olfactory receptor activity.